GGAGAUUGACUCCGAAGGGCCUAGAGCUCAAUCCCCCUUCUCACAAAGGCAACAACACUCACGACAGGUCGGAAACGUCCAUUAUUGUCAUCUCGAGAUGCAUUGGAUGCUCACGAUCGCUUCACACCACGAUCUGGGCGUGGCAGUUCAUCAAGUUUGAAUGCGGGGACUCCGCAUGCACCCGUACGGUCAUGUAGGUGUGUCUGGCCAUGAGGGUCUCCGGGGGAGGACUCCAUUUCCCCAACAUUUCAUUCCCGGCGCUAAACGGCAGUUGGUGGCUAAAAUACGCCAUUGUCUGAAACGGAGCUUGAUUUGUCUGCACGCGCAUAUAGUGCCCCCUAUUAACCCGUUGAUUAUUAGCCGGCAAUCCCAGCCCCCCGUUAACUCUUACGACGCCCGGUACCAACGAUCCAAUGAUCAGGCAGCGAUGGCUUGGUCGUCAGCCAUAGGAAGUUCGGUAAUCGUUGCCGUGCCUGUGUUACUUCCGGUCUUGCGUUUCACUCGUUUGCUUCGAGAAGCCGGAUCAGAUGGUGGUGAAUCCGGAAAUCUGCUCAUAACGCCUCGACGUGACGUGUUGAUGUCAUCGCAACCAUGUCCGCCAGGGGGUGCAAUGGAACUGUUUUGAAACUCAACUGAUCAAGGCCACCGAGGCGAGGACUACCUCGUCACCUAGCCAUGUCCUUUGGCCUUACUCUGUACAUCCUUCAUCCUGCCGGAGUCUGUUUUGUUGUCUUGCUAUGUCUUCAGCGCCGGCUAGGCCUAGGUUGUUUCCAGGUUGAUUCCGGGGUUGCGGUGACUACGAUAUGAUAAAGCUUGAGGAUAUGAAAUCGGGAGGCGUCAGGAAGUGAGUAAUUAGCACCGGACGCUCCGAGAAGCUG
Molecule: messenger RNA, 878 nt
Organism: Chaetomium fimeti
Lineage: Eukaryota; Fungi; Ascomycota; Sordariomycetes; Sordariales; Chaetomiaceae
Exons: 2
Coding region: 161-625 (154 amino acids)
Source: RefSeq, a predicted model, not a curated record